AUGUAUGCUCAGCGUCCUCUGGCGUAUGCGCCUACACCAUAUAGCUACACCCCUAAUCCGGCGCUGUCAGCGUCUAUCAAUCUCGAUGAGGAAGUCAAACUCGCCUCGAGCUCUGCGGAGCGCGAUCUUUACGAAUCCUUAGCCGAGAUAUACAGUAUUAUCGUGACUCUGGAUGGCCUAGAGAAGGCCUACAUUAAAGAUGUCGUGACAGAAGUCGAGUACACGGAAACAUGCACUCGCCUACUAAAGCAGUACAAGUCUAGUUUGGGUGAUGAUACAGUCGCGAGGGAGUUUGUCGAUCUGGAAACGUUCAAGCGGACGUGGGGCCUGGAAUGCCCUCGUGCGACAGAACGUCUACGUAUUGGUCUCCCCGCGACGGUCGAACAAGCCUCCCACUCUACACCGGCAGCCAACCUGGGCUCUGCAGCAGCUGGUCCUGCGGCGGGCGCCUCGGGCAGUCUGAUUUUAACGGCCACGGAGAACUUCAUCACAUUCUUAGAUGCGCUAAAACUGAACAUGGUCUCCAAAGAUGCCUUGCACCCCCUGCUCUCGGAAGUCAUCCAAUCGGUCAAUAAGGUGACUGAUGGGGACUUUGAGAACCGAGGAAAGAUCAUCCAGUGGCUGAUCGCCUUGAACCAAAUGCGUGCGACGGAAGAGUUGAGCGAAGAACAAGCCAGAGAAUUGGCGUUUGAUAUCGAGCAGGCAUAUCAAGGGUUCAAAUCCACAUUAGGGUGA
Messenger RNA from Aspergillus melleus, 735 nucleotides. RefSeq names its product ESCRT-I subunit protein VPS28 (gene VPS28). The coding region runs from base 1 to 735 and encodes 244 amino acids. Gene Ontology annotation, cellular component: ESCRT I complex. The transcript has 3 exons. Gene Ontology annotation, biological process: protein transport to vacuole involved in ubiquitin-dependent protein catabolic process via the multivesicular body sorting pathway. The record is from RefSeq and is a predicted model, not a curated record. Lineage: Eukaryota; Fungi; Ascomycota; Eurotiomycetes; Eurotiales; Aspergillaceae. Gene Ontology annotation, molecular function: protein-containing complex binding.